AUAAACUUCUAUCACAACUAAGCCAGUUAAUAAUAAAUGAUGGCGCACAAUAAUAAUGGAAAUUUCAGUAAUAAACUGAGAAAUGAUGGGGAAGAGGAAGUGAAGCCGUCCUGCUCGAAAACAGUCUCGAAAAUAUUUCCCGAUAAAAUAUACAAAUCAGAGCAACCGAAAGGGGUAGACGCAACCGGUAUGACCUGCGAGUGCGGAGUAUUUGGUGCCAUUGCUUGUGGGGAUUACCCAACUCAGCUUGACAUUGCCCAGAUGAUAUGCCUGGGCUUGGUGGCCUUGCAGCAUCGUGGCCAGGAAUCGGCUGGCAUUGUGACCAGUAUUGGUAAAUCUUCAAAGAACUUCAGUGUGCACAAGGGCAUGGGAAUGAUUAAUAAUCUCUUCAACGAUGAGGCCAUCCGCAAGCUAAAGGGAAAUCUAGGCAUUGGUCACACCCGUUACUCUACCUCGGCUGCCUCAGAGGUGGUGAAUUGUCAACCAUUUGUGGUGCACACAGCUCAUGGAGCAUUGGCCAUAGCCCACAAUGGUGAGCUAGUGAAUUGCGAGUCGCUGCGUCGCGAGGUACUUGAACGAGGCGUCGGCUUGUCCACACACAGUGACAGCGAACUGAUUGCCCAAUCCCUGUGCUGUGCCCCCGAAGACGUAUCCGAACACGAUGGUCCCAACUGGCCGGCUCGUAUUCGGCAUUUCAUGACAUUGGCUCCACUCUCGUACUCCCUGGUGGUCAUGCACAAGGAUAAGAUCUACGCUGUACGCGAUUCAUAUGGCAAUCGGCCACUUUGUCUGGGCAAGAUUGUGCCCAUGGAUGCGGGCUAUGCCAAUAUCGAUGACCAAUUGGCUGAGGGUUGGGUGGUCAGCAGUGAGAGUUGCGGCUUUCUAUCGAUCGGAGCCCGCUAUGUCCGCGAAGUGGAGCCCGGCGAGAUAAUCGAACUGUCCCGCAAUGGUUAUCGCACCGUGGACAUUGUGGAGCGACCCGACUACAAGCGCAUGGCCUUCUGCAUCUUCGAGUAUGUCUAUUUUGCACGCAGCGAUUCCAUGUUCGAGGGCCAGAUGGUCUAUUCCGCUAGAUUGCAGUGUGGCAGGCAAUUGGCCAGGGAGUCGCCGUUAGAAGCCGAUUUGGUUAGCUCGGUGCCCGAAUCGGGCACAGCUGCGGCCCAUGGCUAUGCCAGAGAGUCGGGUCUACCGUUUGGCGAGGUGCUCUGCAAGAAUCGCUAUGUGGGACGAACAUUCAUCCAGCCCUCAAAUCGACUGCGACAAUUGGGGGUCGCAAAGAAAUUCGGUGCCUUGGCCCAAAAUGUUGAGGGCAAACGAAUUGUCCUUAUCGAUGAUUCGAUUGUGAGAGGCAAUACAAUUGGUCCGAUUAUCAAACUUUUGCGAGAUGCCGGAGCCAUUGAGGUUCACAUACGGAUAGCCAGUCCUCCACUUCAAUAUCCCUGCUAUAUGGGCAUCAAUAUACCGACUCGAGAGGAACUGAUUGCCAACAAACUGAAUGCUGAGCAGCUGGCCGAGCAUGUGGGAGCCGAUAGUUUGGCCUAUCUCAGUGUCGAGGGACUGAUAAAGGCUGUGCAGAUGAACAAGGCCCAUGUGAAUCCCAUAAAGGCUGGCUAUUGCACAGCUUGUCUAACGGGAGAGUAUCCGGGCGGAUUGCCUGAAGAGCUUAGCUGGUAGCUACCAUCUUAUCCCAUCCUCUCCUUAUUACGGUUUUUUUUUUUUUUCGUUAGCCUUUAAUUAGUUUUAAAACUUGAAUCGUGUGUAUGUGUAUAUAAAAUGUAUAUUAUCAAAAUAUUAUACCAGCUAAAUGUUAUUGCAU
This is a messenger RNA of Drosophila willistoni, 1816 nucleotides long. RefSeq names its product amidophosphoribosyltransferase. Bases 37 to 1674 code for a protein of 545 amino acids. Gene Ontology annotation, biological process: purine nucleobase biosynthetic process; purine nucleotide biosynthetic process. NCBI's taxonomy places the organism in Eukaryota, Metazoa, Arthropoda, Insecta, Diptera, Drosophilidae. Gene Ontology annotation, molecular function: amidophosphoribosyltransferase activity. The transcript is spliced from 3 exons. The record is from RefSeq and is a predicted model, not a curated record.